This is a messenger RNA of Linum trigynum, 1992 nucleotides long. The record is from the annotation of a GenBank genome assembly. NCBI's taxonomy places the organism in Eukaryota, Viridiplantae, Streptophyta, Magnoliopsida, Malpighiales, Linaceae.
UUCUUCCCAAUCUUCUCCGUCGCUUCCUCUCCCCCACUCCUCCUUCCGGCUAAACCCCACUUCUUUCCCAACUACGCCGCCGCUGCCGCAAUCCUACAUCCCCGCCGCUCCGCCGUAUCCCGGUGGUGCAUUUCCAUCCCCAUACAUCCUCGUUCUACUCUAAACUCUCCCUUCGGCAAUGGCGGCCACUCCCGUCCCUGAAUCCGCCGAUGGCCCCGUCCUCAGCCUAAUCAACAAGCGCCUCCGCGCCCUCCGCAAGAAGCAAAACCGAAUCAUCCAGAUGGAAGAGUCCGUCGCCCAGGGGAAGGCACUCAACAACGAACAAAGGGAAGUCCUCCGCUCCAAACCCUCCGUCUCCGCCGCAAUCGACGAGCUCGAGAAGCUCCGCCAGCCUCUCUCCGUCGCAGUCUCCGAGGAAAUCGAGCUCGCCAUCGAGCGGCACCGCACCGAGUCUCAACCCUCCCCCGAUGUCCCCGCUGCUGCUGCUGAUGUCGCCGCAGCUGAAGAGGAGAAGAGUGGCGAGACCGAGCGCAGAGAAGAAGAGGAGGGGAGUCAGCCCGAAGCUUUCGAUUCCAUGGUCGGGGAUCUCUUGAAUUUGUUGUACUUCGGGGCGCUGUUCGACGUGAAGUCGCAGAACGAUUUCACGGCCACUAUGUUGAGCCGGACGCACGAGAGGGGCUGCUGCUUGACCUACGAUUACGUGACGGACGAUGCCACCGAUCUGCUGAGCGAGAGAGAUUUGGACAUGAUUUCUACUCUGAGUGGGUUGCUCAUCUCCCGCCCCGUGGAUUCGAGCUUGUCGCACAAGAAUGCUUUGCAGCGGUGUGUUGAGCAUGCCAAGUUGUGGCUGGCCAAUGCUGAUUGUCCAGUCGAUGACAAUGCCGGCAUUUCCUAUGCAGGAUUGAGGGAGAGGCUCAACAAGAUUAUGGCUUCUGACUAUUUUACAACCUCCCCUGAAAGGAAAGCCUCCGCUGAGGUUGCUGCCGCGGCUGCUGCUGGCAAUUACGUCCAUUUCCAAGUACCGGUGCACGGGAUGCCCAUUGCAGUUCCUGUUCAGGUUGAAAGCCAUUCUGUGGAGUACCAGCCACAGCAUGGGGAUGCAGCAACUUCUCAAGGACAAGAUGUUAGCGAUGAUCAGGCAAAUCCCACCGAGGAAUUUCACAAGGAUGAACCCGAAUUUGAAAACCCUGAAGAAAUUGUAUCCGGCGAGCAAGAAGAAACGAAACCUUCGCCUGAGUUCGAGUAUAGUAAUCAGCAAGACGCAGAAUCUGGGGAGCAACAGUAUGUAAAUCGAAGGAAUUACCAGCACCAAAGAGGUGGUGGCCGUGGAGGCAGUGGUCGCAGGGGUUAUCCAAAUGGCCGUGGUGGCAGUGGCAGGGGAGGCGGUGGCUACCAAAAUGGUAGGAGCAACCAAUACUAUGACCAGCCAGGGAACUACUACCCAAGGAACUACAACAACAGAGGAGGAAGGGGCAGCAGCAGAGGUGGCGGCACUACUGUUUACAACAACCAUCCCAAUGACAUGGGGGUGGCCUCGUGAUGAUGGUAUGGUGAGCAAGUGAGCGAUGGCUAAUCUCUUGGGUGUCAUAUUUUGUAGGUCGGUGCUGAAAAACCCAUAGUCUCCUCUUUUCUGGGUUUUUUUGGUCGUUGUUUGGCUCUGCUGCAGCUCUGAAACUUGCUUUUGAACAUGGGUUCGUUUCUAAUGUUUUGAUGAAUCUCACUGGCGCCUAUCAAAGGACACCCUAGCUCCUCAGUUUUCUUUGGGACAAACGUCCUCAUUGGGUAAAACUUCAUGGAAGAAAGUUCUUUUUGCUGUCUAAUCAGAGAAUCGAUCCCUAGUUUCCUGUUGGAUUGUUAGAGAAGGAAAAAAGGAGCUUUGACACUCAAGUAAGCUUGCAGUGGACAGCUCGGGAUGAUUGUGCAAGGCAAGGGGCGGGAUACGGUCGCUCGCUCAAAAGGUUGUGAGAUUCACAAUCAAUAGUAUUUUGGGCA